Toxoplasma gondii ME49 is the source of this 4800-nucleotide messenger RNA. RefSeq lists its product as hypothetical. The transcript has 4 exons. The record is from RefSeq and is a predicted model, not a curated record. The coding region runs from base 297 to 4181 and encodes 1294 amino acids. Gene Ontology annotation, molecular function: protein binding. Gene Ontology annotation, cellular component: ubiquitin ligase complex; cytoplasm. NCBI's taxonomy places the organism in Eukaryota, Apicomplexa, Conoidasida, Eucoccidiorida, Sarcocystidae.
CAUGCGGGCUUUUGAGUCCUAGAGUGUUUUCUAAUAGUGACUCGUUAGCGCCAAGAGUUCGGAAACCGCACUGCAAUCGCACCCACGAGCUCGUUUGAAUCUUUUGGCUUGACAGCCGGAUCUUGCAGCGGAGAUGGUUGUUCUUUUUCUCUAUAUGGCUUGUGUGGUGUCUGACUUCCAUUUGCAGCAGCUUCCACUCUUCCAAAUUCUCGAUAAUUCAGUUGGUCAAAAAGAUCUCGUCGCACCACCAAUCGCCUUACGCUGCUCAUCACUGGCCGGAUGCCACAAUAAGGUGUAUGUAUGGCGCUCUCAACGAUCGAAUUCGAGCUGUCUUGCGUAGGUAUCGCCAGACAGUGGUGGUUCACCAGGACCGUUACUCACAGUUUUUUAGGUCUCUAUUUGUUGCGUGCCCUCUUUCGGACUGCACCAUCACCAUUGGAGGCGAAUUGCCUUCUGAUGCACGUCUGUAUGGGCCAUUUUCUCUCUCAUCUUCACCACUCUCGACAUAUUUGCCCGCUGCUUCGUCCCCCUCGUCUCUGGUUCCUCCCGAUCAUUGUGGACUCGCUCACGAUCAUUCCAUAGUUUCGUCUGGUGUUCUUCACGAAGAAGACAGGGCGAAGAAGACCGGCUGGUUUGUUGUCGUUGAUCGGCACAGUCUUCCUCAAGGCAACACUGAGCACCUGACUCGAAGAGAACCGGAGUUCCAUCCACACUACAUUGAGAAGAGGUCUUCCGCAAGGGGGCACCACCAGCCGGCGUCCCGGUUGCGUCCCCGCCAACGAAACAACCCAUUGACAAGACAGAUGAGUCAAGUUUCGCUUCCUCGUGAGGGAGGCAGAAGAAGUCGGCGCAGCUCUUUCCAGCACCUGGGAAAGUGUGACAACGACGGAGGACCGCGACGAAAUAGACGCUGUGCGGUUUCUCUUGCUUCCCUUCUUGAAGGAAGCGCUGGCCUUCUGAAACCCGUGUCGGCUUGUGCUCUCUCCGCAUACAUCCGUGACGAAACGUCUUCCUUCCCGCGAGAGCCAGAAGACGGCUCUAGAGAAAGAGACAGGAGCAAGCAGAAUCAUCACCACGCGAGUGAAACAACGAACGGUGGAGUGGUUGAAGGACAUGCUGCAUUUCCAUCUUCAAUCUGUCAAACAGUGGCACCAACUGAAACCCCAGUGGCCUCGUCUUCCGUUUCUCCGUCUGUUCGGGAUCUCUAUCUUGCAGUUUCGUCGUAUGCUAGUUCGUCCGCUCUCGCUUUCGGUUCAGCAGCUCACCCGCCGGCCGUUCAAUCUUGUUUACCUUCAGCUCCGCUAGCAGACGUUUUGGAGUCUUCUUGCUCGUACUCCGAUGGAGUGGUCGCUUCUCUUUCAACACACGAGAAUCAGCCUCCAACCUCGCCCCCUCCGGAGACAGCACCGACGCCGAGGCGACGAUCCUCUAACCCCCUUUCGGCUGCCUGGACCGGUUCUGCUUCUCAGGCCACACCUAAUUCGCUUUCCUCACCCUAUUCGUGGACUUUUGUCCCGUCGCCUUCCUGUUUGUCUCGCCUGGUUUUGAGUGUCUUGAAGAAUCCGCAGUUCGCUGCGGUGUCUGUUGAUUCCGUCUGGCUGGCACCGGAUGCCACGGUUGUUAAUGCACACAAGUUGAUCCUUGCUUGCCGCUCCUCCUUCUUCAGGCGGCAGCUCUCUAAGCCGUACUGCAUCUUCCGCUGCCUUCUAAAUGUUCCUGUUCGCCCUCCGGCCCCCCCAGGAUCGUUUUCCGACCCACGGACACGGGUCGCAUGCCGCUUGCGGCGACAAGGAAAGGUGGUGGCAGAAGCGGACUACGACAAAGAAGCUGGAUCUUCACAGUGUUUCAGGUCCCUGCCAAGAGCAGAGAGAGAAGAACUCGAGCGGGGAAAGUCCGAGCGAAACUCGGCGGGCACCGGUGCCGUUGAGACGUCUGCCUCAGUGGCCAACCUCAUCGCAGCCUACCCUUGCUUGCUGACUGAAAUCAUUCGGUACUUGUACACAGACGAAAUGGAAGUUCCCCUCGAGGAUGUGAGUUGUUUUCUGACUUUAGCGAAUGCUUUCAAACUCAAAGACCUCCGGAAGAGGAUCGAAGAAGAAAAAGUGCGGAUCGACACCCACAUGCAUCGCCAGAGCUCUCGAAAGCUCCUCGCUGCGCCUCACACCCUCGGACUCAGUCCCCGGAAGGACUUCCCCUCUCUGUUGGCUUCUGACAUGCGACGCGGAGUUGCCAGAAUUUUCAGGCAUGCAGAGAGGCAAUGGAAAGCAUGUUGUAGAGGGGGCAAAUCGGAAAAGGAAGAACCUCGCCUGGAAGCGCCUCUAGGCCGCGGAACUGUGGGGGUGCCGGAGGAGGCAGAGGUAGGGAAGGGAGAGGCCGGCGAAGAGCAGAACGGAGAACAGAGGGAAGACGAGGGAACUACCAUCGGAGAGAGGCAGACGAAAGGCAAAUGGAGACUGAAUGAAACAGGUCGGCGAAGGGAUUCGGCGACGAGGCAUGCGGAAAUGGGACUGGACGUGAAAGAGGGGCAGGGGUGGCGUGGAUGCUGUGUAAAUGAUUGUACGGAAGAGAAAAGGCAGCACAGAGCAGGAAGGGCACGGGAGGGGAGAGAUCCGGGGAACGAGGAAAAAGUGGAGCACAACGUGAGGACUGCGAAUGAACAAGAUGAGGAGGAACAUCAAAAGGAGUCAAAGGAAGAACACAGCUACGUAGAUGUUGUUCUUGCCAGUGCAGACCUAUGCGUCUACGUAGGCCCAUCGCAAGUUCCCUUCCCCUGUCAUCGAUUCAUUGUGGAGAGGCGAAGCGAGUAUUUUGCCACUCUCCUUCAUUCUUCGUUUCGCGAGGUAAAGCAUCCCCCGCUUUCUUCAGUCGACUUCUCGAGAGAUCUUCUUCCUCUCGAGUACGCAUGUUGCCGCUCUUCUCAUGCCUGCCACAGCGACGAGGUCGAAAACACAGUUUCUCGCUCUUCUGCGGCUCUUGCCUCUCCUCCUUCGUACUACUCUUCAUCUUCACUUUCGCCGACUCCUGCCUCUGCUCCCUCACCUUCUCCUUGCGCCUGCUCCCCUCGCCGCUUUUCCCGCUCCCGGCCGGUCUCCUGUGCUUCUUACCGUCCCCAUUUAUCCGUCCGUGUCUCCCCUGACAUGCGAGACUUUCCUCUGAAGCCCACGCGUGCGACUGUUCCUUUCUCGCCUUCUUCUUUCGCGUCUUCCCGUUCUUCGAAUCCUCGAGGCAACUUUUCUUCGCAUUGCGAAACAGAGAAAAGCAAGGAAGAAGGCCAACGACGAAGAAGCAGCCGCACACAACCACCAACCCCGGACUUUGACUGCGUCUCCGUCCUCUCGCUUCCACAGGUCGAUGUCUGGUCUUUUGCCCUUGUCCUCGAAUACAUGUACACGGACGCUAUUUUUCAAGUUCCUUCAUUCCUCGUCCAGCCAGCAAAGAACAGACAAUCAGAAUCCCUUUUGCGUUUGAUCGAAUGUGGAAGUAUGUUUCUCAUGCCCGGACUGGUGAGCGUCUGCUCGGCUGCUCUGUCGCCCCUCGUCGACGCCUCCAACGUUUGCGCAGUCUACAGAGUGGCGGAUCUGCUUCGGCUCGACCGUCUUGUGUUUCGUUGUGCAUCUGUGAUGGCGGAGAAAAUCGACUCUUUGCUGCCUCGCCUUGAGUUCCACCAGCUGGUUCUCGCUUCUGCUCACUCGCUGAAAAAUCGAGAGGCUGUGGACUCCAUUCCUGUCGUCGAAGAACUCGUAGAUGCUCUGGCGCAGAUGUAUGGCGGCAGCGAAAAUCUCUGUGGAAGUGAAGACACACCAGCCGCGACAGAGUGGCUCGCUCCGGCUGGCGUCCUGCCUUUCACGGGGGAAGACGACUACAAUGAUAUCUCUAUUGACAGCGCUCACUGCUGUUGUCAAGGCUGUACAGAGAAUGUUCCCUUCUGCCAAUCGGGUUGUUUUUGUCACUCUGGCGACUCAGAAGCGCGAGGGAGUGAGCAGACAAUUUUCAACAGCACAGAGCGGGGACGCCGGGAGAGAGGCAGCGUAUUUCUUCGGAGGAUCCGGCGUCUCUCCACCGACGCCAGUCUACCGCGACAGUUUCUCGCGGCUCCCGAUGUGCUGCUUCUGCGCGGGCUGUAUCAGGAGAAAGUGGAAAAAAUCGAUCAGCUUCUCGAGUCUCUCCAACUCAACACCUAAAACGGUCAUCAUGUCUGUCGCGAUACACGUGAGAAAACUUGCAGACUCCGGGAAAGAAAAUAACGAUCUGAGCCACUCGACAGAAUCGUAGUAGAUCGCAAGAAACCGUGAGCUCCAGACGGCUGGGAGAACCCCACCUCAUAAACAAAGUGCAACGUGGAGCAAGGCAUCAGUUGCUCGUCAAAUGGGAUUGCAUGCCUGGUGAAUAAAGACAGACAACGCGGAAGGAUGGCACCAACAGACUAAAGGGAGAAAGGCUCUUCAGCGAGGUGUACAGUGAAGGCGUCACGACCUUUGCUCCCUUACGAGACGAACAAGAGAUAUCCUCAAGACUUCCGCGGCGCUGUGGGCAGAUUUCCGGAUAACUUAGGAAGGAAACGAGACAGGCGGGAAGCUGGGUAUCGGGAGAAGGCAGGCCAAAACGUCUGUGCCGUUUCUUGAACGAAGACAAGCCGUCAUCUUCAUGCUUUUCGGUCUACGAGAGGAAAAUAAGCAUGUUCUUGAAACUGCCUCUUUCUCCUGCUGCGCUUCCAGUUGCUAGAGGGACCUGACGUGUACUUGCAUGGUAAACUGUCGCCUUUUUUGCGCUACUUGAACACUUGUAAACUGUCACGGGGUC